CCCCCCCAGUCCCAAUGUGUUUGAAUUUCUGAGGUUCUACUCUAAUUUCUGUGGUCUUCAUGGACUAGGAAAGUAAUGCUGGCCACUUUAGAUACGAACUAGCUAGCUAGCUACUGUAGCUAUAUCACUAUGUUGAAGAAUAGGCCUACAAUGCGAAAGCAGACGUAAAAAUAGUGGAUGGAUGUCAUGAGAGCAUUUAACAUCACUGGUGAAGAUGUAAAGCUGCAUGCUAGACAAUGGCAAGCCAGCAGCUGUAAGUGUAAGAAGCCCAAGCUUGAGAGCAAAGCAAUCAUUCCGAUCAUUAUUUUAACUGCACCCAAAAAAAAUUCUAAAAUGCAAAAACAUUUUAAUGAGCCAGGUGGCUAUGUUUGUGAGCUGUUAAAUGCAAGUGUACAUGUUCACUCAGUUAAAACAACACAUGCACUGUCGGUUUGUGUCCUUAUUUUUUAAUUUAUUUAUGUGUUUGUUUUACUUUAAAUAAAUUUUCCUAAUAAGUGUGCUAGUUAGCAUGCUAGCCACAGUUUUCCACUACAGACAACACAAUCCCCAUUAAAUCCCCAUUGCCAAAAGACCAGAUAGUUUGAAUUCAGUUCUUAGCUCAGAGAUGUGCCUCAGUUUUACGAACACAUUUUUUUCCCAAUGGGUCCUGCUAAAGGACUUAUCUAUGAAUAUUCACAGCUGACCCAAAAGUGUGUACAAGGUAAUGCAUAAUGAUCAGUUUUGUUGGGUCAUAGUUUAAUACAAUUUCAGCCCCUGGUGCUCAAUGGUGGUAUUGUUAUUGCAUGCAGGCAUUCAAUCCAAUUCGGCACUGAAGCUCCUCAGACAGCAAAGUGAUAUCCGCACAGUAGACAAUUAGCUUUCUUACCCAGUUCUGGGAGUCUCUUCGUUUUAAAGGGAGUUUAAAACACUGCUAGACUGCCCAGGCAGGUAAGCAGGAUUAAAGUGCUAAUGAUUAUUAUAUUAAUGAAACAAUAUUUUAGUUUGAAUUCAGGGCUUGGACAGUUACAUAAGAUGGUAGGUUUAUAAACUGCAGAAAUGAGCCAGGUGUGUCUUGUAAAAGAGCAAGUGUCUAGAAAGAGUAUAGUAUGUCUGUGCACUAGAGGUAGGACUGUGAUGUAACUAGUAGAUAAUGAUGCCAAUGGCAUAGGACUUCAAGCCACAUAUUAAACCGGUAAGUGGUUUGGUGAAUUGGUGUAUAAAUGCGUUUUAACAUCAACACCUUCCCUGUGUAGAUCACACCUUGGAUAAUGCAGCACUCAUUAUCUUUGAUUGGAUUGUCCCAUCUAAACUGAUCAGAGUGGGAUUACAGGUUAAGAAAGCUUGGCCUAAUGCCAUGACGUCACAUUAAUUAUCCACCUCCUGGAUCGCCUUAGGCACUAAGCCACUGGCUUCUGGUAGGCUGGUGGAGGCAGAAAGGGGUGGUUAGCUUUCUCCACAGCACAGGAGCAAGCAAUCUCCACUGGGACUACUGUACACAACUGAACAACAGCAGAUAAACUACCCUUCUGAUUUCCCACAAGUGAUGCAUAUGUGAAAGAAGGGGAAAAAUAAGCAGAAUGGCAGACAAAGGCAGUGUGGAGAAGUACCUGGAGAAUAACCCUCAGUUUGCCAAGGAGUACUUUGAUAAAAAGCUGCAGGCGGAGGCUAUCGGAGCAGCCUUCUCAGGAAAGCUCAACAUCAAAGAUGCUGCCUCAUUCAAAGAUGUCACCCAAAUCCAGGAAGCUGCUUUCAUAUUUGAAAUGAUCCAAGAGAUUCAAACAGCGACUGUCAUGGAAAAAUCUGUUCACAAGAUCCUGCAAAGAAUAACUCUUCUGGUGGGAGCUGAGAAGUGCAGCUUGUUCACAUAUAGGUCCAGGAAUGGAAUACCAGAGCUUGCAACUCUUCUCUUUGACAUAACACCUACCUCCAAAUUUGAACAGAAUCUGGUGAAUCCAAACUCUGAGAUUGUGUUUCCCACUGACAUGGGCAUUGUUGGCUGGACUGCACAUACAAAGAAACUACACAGUGUCCCAGAUGUUAAAAAGAACUCUCAUUUCAGCGACUUUGUGGACAAGCAGACAGGAUAUACCACCAAAAACCUGCUUUCAGCUCCAGUCAUGAAUGGCAAGGACCCCAUUGCUGUUGUUAUGCUGCUAAACAAAACAGGCGAAAGUGAAUUCUCAAAAGCCGAUGAGGAGCUCUUUCAAAAGUACUUGAACUUUGCAUCAGUGAUUCUACUGCAGCAUCACACGGCAUACAUGCAUGAUGUAGAGUCCAGAAAAAGCCAGAUGCUGCUGUGGUCUGCCAGCAAAGUAUUUGAGGAGCUCACAGACAUCGAGCGACAGUUUCACAAAGCUCUGUACACAAUCAGAAACUACCUCAAAUGUGAGCGCUAUUCUGUCGGUCUCUUGGAUAUGACCAAAGGAAAGGAAUUCUUUGAUGAAUGGCCAAUCAAACUUGGACUUGAAGAACCCUACAAAGGCCCAAAGACCUCAGAUGGAAGAGAAGUGAAUUUCUACAAGAUUAUUGAUUACCUUUUAGAAAGCAAAGAGGAAAUUAAAGUCAUACCCAAUCCACCUGCAGAUCACUGGGCUCUUGUCAGUGGACUCCCAACAUAUGUUGCUGAAAAUGGCUUUAUCUGUAACAUGAUGAAUGCUCCAGCAGAUGAGUACUUCACCUUCCAGAAAGAGCCUGUUGAUGAAUCUGGCUGGAUGAUCAAAAAUGUCCUGUCACUUCCCAUUGUAAACAAAAAGGAAGAAACUGUGGGCAUCGCCACCUUUUUCAACAGAAAUGACGGCAAACCAUUUGAUGAGUAUGAUGAACAGAUCACUGAAUGCCUCACCCAGUUUUUGGGAUGGUCUGCUCUGAACUGUGACACAUAUGACAAGUUGAACAGAAUGGAAAACAGGAAGGACAUUGCACAGGAAAUGCUCAUGUACCAGACUAAGUGCACCAAAAGUGAGCUUCAGUCCAUCCUUAAUGCUAAGGAGAAGCUGAACCAAGAACCUGAAGACUGUGAUCAGAAAGAACUGUACAAACUGUUGAGGACAAGCAUUCCACAGUGUAAAGACGUGGAGCUCCUGGAGUUCCACUUCAGUGACUUCCCUUUAUCAGAGCAUGACCUGAUCAAAUGUGGCAUUCGCUGCUUCUUUGAGCUAAACGUUGUGGAAAAGUUUAAAGUUCCAGCAGAGACUCUUACCCGAUGGAUGUACACUGUUCGUAAAGGUUACCGUGACAUCACCUACCACAACUGGAGACACGGCUUCAACGUGGGACAGACCAUGUUUGCUCUCUUAAUGACAGGGAAACUGAAGAAGUAUUACUCUGACCUUGAAGCCUUUGCCAUGGUGGCUGCUGGAUUUUGUCAUGACAUUGACCACAGAGGAACCAACAAUCUGUACCAGACAAAGAGUGCAUCUCCAUUGGCCAAACUACAUGGAAACUCCAUUAUGGAGAGACACCACCUGGAGUACAGCAAGACACUGAUGGAGAAUGAGGACCUGAAUAUUUUCCAGAACCUGCAGAAGCGUCAGUUUGAGACUGUGCAGCAUUUGUUUGAUGUCUGCAUCAUUGCCACAGACUUGGCUUUGUACUUCAAGAAGAGAACACUGUUCCAGAAGAUUGUUGAUUCCACAUCUGCAAUGACAAAUGAAGGAGAGGUCCUCAACUUUGUGUCCAACAAUGCUACAAGGAAGGAAAUCAUUAUGGCAAUGAUGAUGACAUGCUGUGACUUGUCCGCUAUCACAAAGCCAUGGGAAGUCCAGAGCAAAGUUGCUCUCAUGGUGGCCUCUGAGUUCUGGGAGCAGGGGGAUAUGGAGAGGACUGUCCUGGAUCAGCAGCCCAUUCCAAUGAUGGACAGAAACAAGGCUGAUGAACUUCCCAAAAUGCAGUGUGGCUUCAUUGAUUUCGUGUGUACAUUUGUAUAUAAGGAGUUUGGCAAGUUCCACCAAGAGAUGGUGCCGAUGUUCAACGGCCUGAUGAACAACAGGAUGCACUGGAAAGAGCUGGCUGAUGAGCACGAGGCCAAGAUGAAAGCACUGGAAGAGGAACGGAAGAGGCUGGAAGGAGGAGACACUGAGGGUGAAGGGAAGUCCAAGACCUGCACCAUAUUUUAGACUGUCCAGCUCCCCCUCCCACUCAGAACAGAGAGCACAUCAAAAGAGGUCAUGCCAUAUUCCCUUUACUUAUAUUUACAUUUCCAAUACCUGACAAACCAUCUCAGCAGACCCACCAGCAACAAUCUGGGAAAAUGACUGGUGUAGAGGCAAUGUUAACAGCAUAUUAGCAUAUUAUCCAUGUGGUGCAAAUAGGUGUAUAUCCUUAAACUAGAAGAAAUAUUUUAUUAAAAAUGCACCAUAUACAUUGUUGUAACUCUUCUCUCAUGUACAGCACUGUACACCUUGAAGUAAAUAUCUUGGAAAUUCCAUACUAAAAGGAAGAACAGAGCCUCUAUGCCAUGUUUUUGAUACACAGCAAACUAACAGCAAGUGAAGUGUGUUUGCAAAAUUCGCAAGUCUAGGAAAGAUGACAGGAGAUUCUAAGGUAAAAGACAUAAUUAUUAAUAGCUGUAGUAAUAGCUGUAAUAAUAAUUAAUAGUAAAUAGAUGCCAAUUUCAAGACUGUCAAGAAUGACAUUGGACUGUGAUUUGAUGGAAUAUGUAUAAUAAUUUGACAGACUGACACUACAGCAUGUUAGCAUGAAAAUGAAUACUAAUAAAUGUUGUAUUGUAUGUUAUGUAUUUUAUGUUUUAAAGCAGCAUGAAAAUUUCACAACGAAUACUAAUGAUAACUUACCAGU
Molecule: messenger RNA, 4776 nt
Organism: Megalops cyprinoides (Indo-Pacific tarpon)
Lineage: Eukaryota; Metazoa; Chordata; Actinopteri; Elopiformes; Megalopidae
Product: cone cGMP-specific 3',5'-cyclic phosphodiesterase subunit alpha'-like
Exons: 22
Coding region: 1557-4094 (845 amino acids)
Biological process (GO): visual perception; signal transduction
Molecular function (GO): 3',5'-cyclic-nucleotide phosphodiesterase activity; protein binding
Source: RefSeq, a predicted model, not a curated record